AUGACUUCCACAGGCAAACGGAUCGUCUUCACUGGCGGUAGCGGCAAGGCUGGUCGACAUGUCAUCCCUGCUCUCCAGAAAGCAGKCCACAAGGUGCUCAAUCUUGACCUGAUUCCCUUCCCGGAUCCCGCAGCAAAUGUCUACACUCUGAAGACAGAUCUGACCCAGUCUGGCCAAGUCUUCAAUGCUCUCACCACUCACUACGACAUGACCGAUGGAUACGAGCAAGGAUAUCCAGAGCCUGCACCGGAUGUUGUCAUCCAUUUCGCUGCCUACGCUCGCAAUAUGUUGGUCCCAGACAACGAGUGCUUCCAAGCCAAUGUGACCUCAACAUACAAUGUCAUCGAAGCAGCCUGUAAGCUUGGCGUCAAGAAGAUCAUCAUUGCAAGCAGCGAGACUACAUAUGGCGUAUGCUUCUCGGAGGGUGACACGGAUUAUCACUCUUUCCCACUCGAGGAGGACUACGAUGUAGAUCCCAUGGACUCCUACGCUCUCUCCAAAAUCUGCGGCGAGRAGACUGCUCGGACCUUCUCACGUCGCUUCAAAACCGACAUUUAUGCUCUCAGAAUCGGCAAUGUCAUCGAGCCGCAUGAGUAUGCAACUGAUUUUGAAGCCUAUGUCAACAAUCCCAUGACCAGGAAGAGGAAUGCCUGGUCGUACAUCGACGCUAGGGAUCUCGGCCAGAUCUGCAAUUUGGCCAUUGAGAAGAGUGGACUGGGCUUUCAGGUGUUCAAUGCGACAAACUCGAUCAUUACCACCAAGAUUCCCACCGCACAGUUCCUCAAGGACAACUGUCCCAACACGAAGCUCACGAGGGAGAUGGGAGAGUGGGAGGCGCCAUUGAGCAAUCGAAAGAUUAGGGAGGUCCUGGGGUUCCAGGACGUGCAUGAUUGGAGAAAGUACUACCAGGCGAAGUGA
Molecule: messenger RNA, 918 nt
Organism: Ramularia collo-cygni
Lineage: Eukaryota; Fungi; Ascomycota; Dothideomycetes; Mycosphaerellales; Mycosphaerellaceae
Product: related to UDP-glucose 4-epimerase
Exons: 2
Coding region: 1-918 (305 amino acids)
Source: RefSeq, a predicted model, not a curated record